Messenger RNA from Leptinotarsa decemlineata (Colorado potato beetle), 3368 nucleotides. It is a transcript of the gene clos, whose product is annotated as closca. Gene Ontology annotation, biological process: signal transduction. The record is from RefSeq and is a predicted model, not a curated record. NCBI's taxonomy places the organism in Eukaryota, Metazoa, Arthropoda, Insecta, Coleoptera, Chrysomelidae.
GAGAGUGGAAAUAUCCUUUUGGUUGCAUCAACUAUAGAUGGAAUGCAUUUCCUCCACUAUGAUGGAUGGCAGUUUAUUGAAAGCGAGCUCAGUACACAAUUACAAAAUGUAACCAAGCAGAGAGUCGAAAGCAUCCGUGUCUACGAAUUUGAAGGAAAGCACGUUAUUGUCAGCAGCAGCAGAAAUGAAAGCAAUAUGUUUGAAAUAACUUUUUUAUCAAAAAACAAACUCAAGCAGGAACAUGAUCAGCUGCUCAACUGGUGUCAGGAAAAUUUGAACAUUAUUGACUCGAAGGAUCUUCUUAUUUUAGGAGAGAAGCCAAGAGGAGAUGUAAUUGAGGUAACUGACAGCGCUUCACAAACAAAAAUGUCCACUUCGGAUAAUCUAGCAUUGAGUCUCCGCACAUAUCAAUCAAAAUUAUCCAAAAUGGAAGACGAUAUAGAAAAAUCCCUUCAGCUGAAUAAGGAACAUACGAUAAAGGGAAAUAUAACAGCCAGAAAUAUAAUUUUGAACGUCGACGCAGUUUUAGAUUCAGUACAUUUCCACAUGAUUAACAACAUUGCGUUGAACGGUAUCCUUGAAAAUUCCCUGAAUGUAAAUGAAGGUUUCAGUCUUGACUCGCGAAUCGAAUUCGAUUUCUUGAGAAGCGAAGAGCCUUUAUUUCCCGAGAAAAUCAAUGGUAAUCCAGUUGAUAAAAUAUUACGUACAAGCGACAACUCUUCUGUGAGUAGCUUUACAGUAAUUGGUAACGUCAAUUUUACUAACGACGUUACACUGAAAGAUGAAAUUGAUAACGCAACCUUCAGUGGUGAAUCAGAAAUGCUUCUUGAUGGUAAUCAAACUUCUGAAAACAUUUCAAGCAGUAAAAAUGACGCGAAGAAUAUCGAAACCGAAGAUUUGAACGAUCAUCAAUUGAGAAUGAAUGAACCAGAUAAUGUUGAAAGAGCUGGAAAUGGUAAAGCUUCAGUGAAAAAUCUCAAUAAAUUGAGAGUUAAAAACUUGGUAGUGAGUGGGUUCGUGAACGAUUUGGAUUUGGCCACCUUGUUUAAAUAUGCUUUGAGAAAAUCUGGACCACAAAAUAUAACGAAAACAUAUUUUAUCGAUAACCUUGUCGCUGAUAUAAUCAACACAGACAAUAUAUCAGGCAAGCGAGUUUCUACUCAUCUCAUACCGAUCACCGGAGGAAACUACACCGUAAAUAAGGAUGUGAUGUUCACCAAUGAUUUAUCAGCCAAAAAUCUCUUCGCAGCGGAGUUCCUGAACGACGUGAUCGUACGGGACGGGAAACUCGAUAUUCUUCUGAAGGAUUCCAAAGUGAAGCAAUUCGUCACUGGAAUGAAAUCCUUUGAAAAUUUAGAACUGUUAGACGCCAUAAACUUGCAAGGGAAAAUAAAAGGCAAACCCUUCGAUAGUAUGAAUCCGAUAGUUAGAGUCGAUUCCAGUCUCGAGAAGGAUGAGGAUGUGAGGAUUACUGGGGAUGUAAUAGUAGAGGAGGUGAUGAUAUUAGGCGAUAUCGUAACGGCAGACGGAAAGAAUUCCUUGUUGCGACUACAGAAGAGCGGGUUCAAAUUAAACGAGACUGUGAUACCGAUGCGAAUGAGAUUUUCCCAGCACAUAAACGUCCACGAACUAUCCGCAGACAAAAUUAACAAUAUCGAUCCGGCUACGUGGGUAGUAAAUGGAGCAAAACAAAUUCAAAUCAUUCCGGGAUGGAAGCAGUUCGUCGGUGAUUUAGAGAUUACCGGUGAUACGAGAGUUUUGAGAAUAAAUGACAUCGAUAUGACCGAAUUAGAGACUAACGUACUGAAAAAAGAAGGCGAUCAAGUAAUAAGAGGGAAGCAUUACGUUAAAUUUGUUGCAGUCGAAAAAAGAUUGAUUUCAAGGAAUACAACGUUCGGCCCUCGUCCUUGGAAAGAUGUGAUAACAACGACCGGAGAGCAAGAAAUAACAGGAACAGUCCUAUUCAGGGGAAACGUAUCUGCUAACUUCACAACAGCGAGUACAUUGAAAGUCGAUGGUCUGAUCAAUGAUUUGAAUUUCUCAGAAAUCACAAACGACGCAGUUACUGUGAACACCCCCUUCAAAGUUUUCGGCACGAAAACAUUUCAGAAUAUAACUGUCGAUGAGUUGAACAUUGUCGACGACUUCGAUUUCAGCCAGUACUUGGAUCCGAGCAGAAAUGUUUUCAUUAUGAAAAACCUGAACAACUUGGAGAAUUUGACAGUUGAAAAUCUUCAUUUCAGUAACAAGAUCAACAAUGUUGAUCAAAGUAGUUUGUUAACUUCUGGAGAGGAAGAAAACACUACGUUGAUUAUUGAUGGAGAUAAAAACAUUGAGAGAAUUGUUGUGUACGGAAAUGUAUUCGUCGAGUCCAACCGUAUAAAUCACGUUGAUCUAGAGGAUUUUCAAUUCAAAACCGUGAAAAUAGAUGAACCGUUUCAUUUUGAUUUUGUCGAUUUUGCUAAUGACGUCAUUGUGAGCGACACAAUAGCCCUAGACGGUCAGAUCGACAAUUUGGACUUGGAGAAUAUUUUCCAAAACACUGGAGAUGUCUCGGAUAUUAUUAUGGAUAAGAAGCACUUCCAUAAAAACGUUCGAAUAGAUGGCAAAGUUCAUAUCGAUGGGAAACUAAACGAAGUUAAUGUUUCGGAUCUGUGCAACUUCGCGUCAGUCGACAGAGAGGGGAAGAAGCUUGUUGUAGAAGGAAACGCUCAUUUUGCCAAAGGGCCGCACGUUCUUCAAUUUAACGAAAACAAUGUUCACGAUCUUGAGAAAAAUGUUUGGUUCAAAGAUAGAGAAGCCAUACUGAAAGGGGAUUUUGACUUCAAGAAAAACGCCACAUUCAGAGACGAUAUAAUUGUGAAGGGACUCAUCAAUAAUGUCGAUAUCAACCAUCUAUCACAAAAUUAUCUGAGUAAAACUAAAAGACAGAAUAUAACAGCACCAAUUACCUUCAAAGAUGGGGUUGUGUUCGAGAAAGUUUCAGUUCCUGAAUUACUCGUAGAAGGAGGUGUAAACGAUAUCAAUUUAGCAACUUUUCUGAAUGAAAUUCUCCUUCACCGGCCACAACUUUUUGAAGAUCAACUUUAUUUUGAAGAAAUUCAAACAGACAGUGUGACAGGAACCUAUUUAGUGAAUAAAUUGAAUCUGGAAUCCGACGUGAUGAGAUAUGACAAGCCAAAUACGAUUACCGGUCCAAAAAGGUUUAAAAAUCUCGAUAUUGGCAUUUUACGCUCGGAGAGAAAUAUCACAGUGCAGGAUGUAGACGUCAAUUAUUGGCUGACGAAUGCCAUCCUGAAAACCGCAGGAACUUUCAGCAUUUCAGGAAAGAAAUCUUUCAGGAACAUUACAGCAGCAGACGGGCUAAG